CUCAGUCUGAACUGAAUCAUCGUCUGUCAGCGUCCUCACGAUGUGUGUGUCAAGGUGUCUGCGGUGUGUCGCCGUCUCCCUGGUUCCCAUGGCAAUGGUCUGCAUUGUGUCCAACAUCCUGCUGCUGCUUCCUGAUCUGAAGAUCCACUUCCUGUUGGAGGGUCAUGUGACCAGAGAGGCCACCUGGGCCACGGGGCUGUGGGGCUCCGGCGUCCUGGUUCUGAUUGGAGCUCGAUCCUUCGUCCAGACAAGCAAAACCAGAGGCUGCUGUGCCGUCAGGAGACAGAUGUUGUCCCAGGUCCUGUACUCCUGUGUCUGUCUCCUUGCUGCUGGUCUCUGUUGUCUCGUCAGUGCCACCGGUCUGUGCCAGGGUCCUCUGUGUUUGUACAACACUACAUCUGGUCCGUCCUGGGGUGUCCCCCUGCAGCCCGUCCCUGACCGUCAUGCAGGGUAUCUGUACAACAGGACUCUGUGGUCCAGCGUCUGUCUCGAGCCGUUGGGUGUCGUCCAGUGGAACGUCGUCCUCUUCAGCAUGAUGGGCGGAGUCAGUGGACUGCAGACUGUCCUCUGUGCCGCCAACGUCCUCAACUCUCUGCUGGGACUGAUCUUGGGACAGGGCGUCUGCCACAACAAGGUCAGUCCGGUGUCGGUCUGACAGGAAGUCCCUGAUCGCCCCCGGAUGAUGUCAUCGGCGGAACAGAGACUCGUCUCCAUGUGAAGUCAGAACACCUUUUAUUUUGGCGGGGUCCACCCACUGUUUCCUGGUUUUCAGGUGCACUGUUGCACUUUAGAUAAAAAUAUAAUAAUGUCCAUUAUGAAUGUGGGCGGGGCUUACAGGUGUCCCCACCCCCUGUUAUUGAUAACAUACAGUCUGUCCAGGACUGAGUCACAGACAGGUGUCAGACAGGUGUGUGACGAUCAUCACUUUGAUCUGUGUGAAACUGUGGGGACGAUGUGAUGUCACAGGUCAGACGCCAUGACGAGACACCAGGUCAUCACUCUGCAUCAUCAUCAGGUCCCUCCCAGGUCCAGGUCCAGGUCUCAGACAGAGGUUCAACAUGAGCUGAUCAGGACACAGACGCAGCGGACGGCGAGGAUGAAAUACCAAACGCUGAGUUCCCUUUGACAUCACAAGACGUCCAGCAGAGACCAGAGAGACCAGGUCCACCUGUCCACCAGCCCCCUGUCCACUGUCCACUGUCCACCGGCCCCCUGUCCACUGUCCCCCUGUUCUCCUGUCCACUCUUCACCUGUCCACUGUCCCCCUGUUCUCCUGUCCACUCUUAACCUGUCCACUGUCCCCCUGUUCUCCUGUCCACCGUCCACCUGUCCACUGUCCAUUGUCCACCUGUCCCCCUGUCCACCGUCCACCUGUCUAUUGUCCACCUGUCUCCCUGUCCACCGUCCACCUGUCCACCAGUCCACUCUCCACAUGUCCACUGUCCCCCUGUCCAUUCUCCACCUGUCCAUUGUCCACCUGUCUCCCUGUCCACUGUCCCCCUGUCCACUCUCCACCUGUCCAUUGUCCCCUGUCCACCUGUCUUCCUGUCCACUGUCCACCUUUCCCCCUGUCCACUGUCCACCUGUCCUCUGUCCACCUGUCCACUGUCCACCUGUCCACCUGUCCUCUGUCCCCCUGUCCUCUGCCCACCUGUCCUCUAUCCACCUGUCCACCUGUCCCCUGUCCACCUGUCCUAUGUCCACCUAUCCACUGUCCACCUGUCCCCUGUCCGCCUGUCCACCUGUCCACUGUCCACUGAGGUCUGGACAGAGGUGUUCACCUGUGGACGGACACACAGGAAGUGGUGCAGAAACAUGCCGGCUGGCGCUCAGGACUGACAGAGAGCGCCACGACCGGAGAGCGCCAUAACCGGAGAGCGCCAUGACCAGAGAGCACCAUAACCGGAGAGCACCACGACCGGAGAGCGCCAUAACCGGAGAGUGACCAGAGAGCGCCAUGACCGGAGAGUGACCAGAGAGUGCCACGACUGGAGAGCGCCACGCCCAGAGAGCACCACGACCGGAGAGCGCCAUGACCGGAGAGUGACCAGAGAGCGCCACGC
Molecule: messenger RNA, 2063 nt
Organism: Epinephelus moara (kelp grouper)
Lineage: Eukaryota; Metazoa; Chordata; Actinopteri; Perciformes; Serranidae
Product: transmembrane 4 L6 family member 5
Exons: 6
Coding region: 41-655 (204 amino acids)
Cellular component (GO): membrane
Source: RefSeq, a predicted model, not a curated record